UCAGAAGUCAUGGCGUCGUGUCAGAGUUUAAAGCUGCUGUUUGUCUCUCUGAUGAUGAUGAAGAUGAUGAAAAUGACCUCAGCUGCAUCACAACAGAACAUCUGCUCCAACUCCACGGUUAUGAAGACUCGGACAGCGUGUCAUUCGUGCAGCAUCAGCAUGUUGAUGCCGUGUCCGUCAGGAUACCAACAGACGCCCAGAUCCACCGCUCCGGACUGCAAGUACUACAUCAGGACUCCCAGUCUGAAGUUACCCAUCAGCGGCUGCUCCUUCGAGUGCUACCGACAGGUGGAGGUGAAGAGCUGCUGUCCUGGUUUCUGGGGUCCAGACUGUAUCGAGUGUCCUGAUCGGGCCGACGGACCCUGCAGCACCAGAGGAGUCUGUUCUGAUGGACUGGGAGGGGACGGCACCUGCAGCUGUCAGGUGGGCUUUGCAGGAACUGCAUGUGAGGAUUGUGCACCUGGUCGAUAUGGUCCCACCUGCAGCUCAGUGUGUUCGUGUGUCCAUGGUCUGUGUGACUCUGGUCUUAAAGGUGAUGGGAGGUGCACCUGUUUCUCUGGAUAUAGAGGUCCAAAGUGUGAUCAAGAGCUCCCUGAGUGUGCGUCUCUCAGCUGUCAGGUGAACUCUCGCUGUAUGGAGGAUGCUCUGACGGGUCAGCUGAUGUGUCAGUGUCUCCCUGGUUACCAGAAGUCAGGAGCUCAGUGUUUAUCCAUAAACCCUUGUCUCCAGCGGGUCUGUCAUGUCGAGGCGUCCUGUGUCCACAACGGACCGAACCAGCACCUCUGUGCCUGUAACCAGGGUUACAGCGGAGACGGACGGGUCUGCAUGGCCAUCGAUCCGUGUCAGACCAAUCAGGGAGGCUGCUCCGCCGAGUCUGCUCGCUGCGUCUACGACGGGCCGGGGAAGUCCCACUGUGAGUGUCUUCCUGGCUUUGAACACCUGCUGAAUGGCGGCUGCAGCCUGAAGGAGUCCUGCGGUCCUGAUUCCUGUCACCAGAACGCCAACUGCACCACCGUGGGACCAGGACGAGUCGAAUGCACCUGUCUCCAGGGUUACCUUGGUAACGGUAAAGUUUGUUACGGGAACAUCAUCCAGCGUCUGAGCAGUCUGAACACGGAGCCCGGAGGACAGUGGAGGGGUCAGCUGAGCAACGCCAUCACGCUGUUCGACUUUGUUUCGUGGCCUCUGCAGAAUCUGGGACCUUUCACUCUGUUUGUCCCGAUCAAUAAAGGCUUCAGGGGAACUACAAUGAAGUCUCUGACAGCAGACGCGUCCAAAGCUAAAUACCUGUGUAAGAUGCACUUGGUUGCCGGGGUGAUGCCCUUUGACACUCUGAAGAAAACGGACGUCUUCUACACUUUGACCGGGAAAUCAGCAGAGACGGACACAUCGGAGGGGGACUCUCAGACUAAAAUCCGUAUCCAUGGCAGCAGGAAGAAAGGCGUGAUCGUCCAGUCUGACGUGGUGGCAUCCAACGGGAUGAUCCACAUCAUCAACAGGCUGAUGGACGGAGUCGUGCCUACAGUGGAGAGCAACUCAGAGGAGAAUCUGAUGAAUAUCAUUUUUGACUACGGAAAAUUCGACAAGUUCAAGUCUUUAUUAGAGAAAGCUGACCUGGGGUCAGUCCUGGACCUCCCUGGUCCGAUCACCGUCUUCGCUCCCACCAGUUCAGCCUUCGAUGAGAUGACUGAAGGUCACCUGCUGUACCUGAGCAGCGCCGAAGGUCACAACAAACUGGUGGAGCUGCUCAGGAACCACAUCGUCGAGUCCACCACGCUGGACGUCUUCAACGCAGUGUCCAGUCCCAGGAUUGUGACGAUGGCCAAUCAGGUUUUGACGAUUAACAAGACAGAAAAUGGUCAGAUUUUAUUGAAUGGGGCGGCGGUGUUGGAGGCAGCAGUGGAAGCUAAAAAUGGUCGUCUCUAUGUGCUGGAUGGAGUUUUGACUCCGUCCUCCAUCGAACCGGUGCUGCCCCACAGGUGUGACAUCACCAAGACCAAGAUCAUCAAGGGUGAAUGUGUCGGCUGCUCUAAAGUCAAACUGUCUCCGUGCUCGACUGGAGUUUAUACAGGCUCCUCCACCUUCGGAUGUGUCUACAUGCUGUCCCUCAGCAUAUCAGCUGUUAACAUCCCGGCGACAGGCUGCUCACCGCUCUGCAACGCCACCGUCACAACUCCAGCAUGUUGUAAAGGUUUCUAUGGGCCAGACUGCAGUCCCUGUCCAGGUGGAUACCAGACACCAUGCUCCGGUCACGGUCAGUGUUUCGAGGGGAUUGGAGGAAAUGGAUCGUGUAUCUGUGAUUCGAACUUCCGAGGCUCUCGCUGUCAUUACUGCUCCUCCUCCAAUAAAUACGGACCAAACUGUGACAGAACCUGUCCCUGUGUCCACGGACAGUGUGAUAACCGCCCGGACUCAAACGGUCGCUGUAAACCGGACUCCUGUCUGACGGGUUUCACCGGUCAGUUCUGCGAUCGCAGGACGGCGGUGUGCGGCGUUCAGGCUCAGUUCUGUCACGCCCAUGCAGACUGUGACUUCAGCCAGGGAACCACCAGGUGUGUAUGUAAACAUGGUUACCAAGGUGACGGCAUCACCUGUGUUGAGUCGGACCCCUGUGCUUCACCUCUCCGUGGCGGCUGCAGUGUGAAUGCUAAAUGCAUAAAGACAGGACCAGCCACUCACACCUGUCAGUGUCUGACCGGAUGGAGGGACGACGAAGACGAGUGUCAGCCAAUCAACAACUGUGAUGGUCCGGACGCUGGCGGCUGCCACCCCAACGCCACCUGCAUCUACGUCGGACCUGGACAGAGUGACUGUACGUGUAAAGCCGGCUACAAAGGAAACGGGCAAGACUGUGAAGCUGUGAAUCAGUGUGUGACCGUUAAUGGAGGCUGUCAUUACCUGGCCAGCUGCCUCCUGCUGUUCUCUCAGUGGACGUGUGUUUGUGACGAUGAAUACAUUGGAAAUGGACACGUGUGUUACGGUACCGUGGAGCAGGCGCUGCUGGAUCUGCCCAACGCCUCCGAGUUCUUCACAUGGACAACUGACUCGGGUCUGUCCCGGUCUCUGUCGGAUCAGAACCUCACCCUCCUGGUUCCGUCUUCAGCCGCCGUCGCUAAAAUGUCUCAAGAGGACAAAGACUUCUGGACCACAAGGGGGAACCUGCCGAGUCUCAUCAGGAAUCACAUGAUCCCGGGAAACUACCCGCUAUCCAGUCUGAGCAGCAUCUCCUCUCUCACUUCCCUUCUCAAGACAAAACUUCCUGUUUCAACAACCAAUGAGCUCACGGUGGUCGGAGGAGCGACCAUCACCACGUCCAACGUAGCUGCUACCAACGGACUGAUCCACGUCAUUGAUCAGGUUCUGGUUCCUGACAGGAAGCUGAGUGAAGGUCUGCUGGCGACUCUGGCUCUGAGACCGGACUUCUCUCUGUUCAGAUCGUAUCUCAUCGAUUACAACCUGACAGACGAGAUCGAACAGGCUGAUGAGUUCACCGUCUUUGCUCCAACAGAUGCCGCCGUCUCUGAUUACCUGAAGAAAAUGUCUGCAACUUCCCUGGAUGUGAAUACGACCCUUUACCACGUGGUGGCGUCGGAGCGUCUGCUGAAGACCGACCUUCAGCCCGGAGGAUACAAACAGACGCUGCUUGGGUUCUCCUUCCAACUCGCCUUCUACCCCCGAGACGGAAAGCUGUUUGUGAACGAGGCUCAGAUCAACUCCUCCAACCUGUUGAGUGGUAACGGAGUGAUUCACGGCCUGUCGGCUGUUCUGCACAUCAACAGGAACCGCUGCGACCACGUCACCUCCCGCAAAGUCAUUGGAAGCUGUGUGGACUGUUUGUUCCCUCAGAGCACAAUCUGCCCCAAUGACACCGUCCCAGACAAAUCGACAAGGACGAGGAAGUGUAUGUUCUCUCGGAUGUUUGAAGGAGAGCGACUGCUGACCAUCGGCUGCAGAGCCACCUGCCUCCAGAACAACAUCGUGCGGAAGUGCUGCGGAGGGUUCUUCGGCGAGCACUGUGAGCCAUGUCCCGGUCCUAAGGGUCAGCCCUGCUACGGUAACGGAGCGUGUUCGGACGGGACCAACGGUACCGGAGUCUGUCAGUGUGACAAAGCUUUCACUGGGACCGCCUGUGAAACCUGCCAAAGAGGCAAAUAUGGAGUCCACUGUGAUCAGGAGUGUGGCUGUAAUAUAAAUGGACAUUGUAAUGAAGGACUGAAAGGUGACGGGACGUGCGAGUGUUACCUUGGCUGGAGAGGAGUCCUCUGUGAUGAAGAGAUUAAAUCCAAAGAUGAUGAACUGUGCGGCUCAAUGAAAUGUCACACCAGCGCAAAUUGUGUGUUCAGGUCGUCCGUGCCUCAGUGUCUCUGUGCCGCAGGAUUUAAAGGAAACGGAACUUCCUGUCAAGCUACAGACCCGUGUCUGGUGGAUAACGGUGGCUGCAGUCCGUAUGCGGUCUGUAAGAGGACGCGACCCGGCCAGAGAGACUGUGUGUGUGACAGUGGUUAUUCUGGUGAUGGACUGGUGUGUGUCGAGAUAAAUCCCUGUGUGGAAGGGAAUGGAGGUUGUCACGCCAACGCAGAGUGUGUCCACGUCGGACCGAACAAAACUUCCUGUUCCUGCAGUGAAGGUUACUCAGGCAACGGACAGACCUGUAAGGUGAUCAACCUGUGUCAGAAGAAAAACGGCGGCUGUCACCAGUACGCCAGAUGUAACCUGACGGGUCCAGGUGUUCGUACCUGCACGUGUAACAGUAACUUCAUUGGAGACGGAGUCACCUGCAAAGGCACCGUGGCGAAGGAGAUCCUGAAGAGGAAGCUCAGAGACUUCUACCUCGGUCUGAUGUUGAUGGAUAUUUCUGUGAGAGGUCGUGGUCCGUUCACCGUCUUCGUUCCGAACCCUGAAGCCUUCACCAAAGAGAGAAGCAGCCUCAGCAAGAUGAAAUCUACGAACACUCAUAAAGAAGAGUUUGCCAACAUCCUGCGCAGCCACAUCGUCAUGUGUCACACUCUGCUGCCCGCUGACCUGGCCCGACCCCGAAACAUGACGUCACUGUCCGGACUGGUUCUGACCACCAGCGCCAUCCAGGGCAGCCUCUUCAUCAACGAGGCUAACGUGACGUACAGCGACAGCGUCAGCGUUAACGGGAUCUUCCACGAGAUCAACAGGGUUCUGCUUCCUCCCGUCGUGGACACAGGAAAACUGUCAACCGUUCCUCUGAACCUCAGUGACGUGGCAGAAGGUAACGGGUAUAAAACCUUCUACGGACUGCUCGUGGGCACAGGUGUGAUGAAACUGUUCGAUGAUGAGAAGUACCCCCCGCUGACCGUCUUCAUGCCCUCAGAUAGUGUCAUGGCGUCUCUGCCGAAGGAGCAGAAGGACUUCCUGUUCCACUCUGACAACGUACCAAAGCUGGUGGAGUACAUGAAGUAUCACAUCCUGUUCGGCCAGAAGGUUUACGCUGAAGGUCUGAUCCAUCUGAACUCGCCUCAGACCCUGCAGGGGUCGCCGCUCUCGUUCACCUGUGGAGGGACGGACCAAAUCGGAGAGAUCUUCGUUAAUGACGGGAAGUGUCGGAUUGUUCAGAGACACCUCGUGUUUAACGGCGGGAUUGCCUACGGGAUCGACUGCCUGCUGACUCCGCCCAGCCUCGGAGGACGCUGUGAUCAACACAAGACCGUGUACCUUCCGAUGACCUGUGGACUGUGCACCAACUCCGCUUCUCGUUGUUUCAAAGGCUCCACACUGAAGAAAGUUGAGAAGUGUGAUCUUCCCUCCGUGUUCAUCACUAAAAACUCCGGCUGUCGCAGCAUCUGUACCUUCAACAUCUGGGAGCCAAAGUGUUGUCAAGGUUACCACGGACCUGACUGUCUGGUCUGUCCUGGCGGCGUCGACGCUCCUUGCAGUAACCACGGUAAAUGUGACGACGGUCAGCUUGGUAACGGUACCUGUACCUGUGACGCAGGAUACAGGGGCGUGGCCUGCGAGCAGUGCAGUGAGGGGUUCUACGGAGACAUCUGUAAAGCCUGUAACUGCUCAGAACACGGGUCAUGUGACGUCGGGCGUAAAGGUGCAGGUUCCUGUUUCUGUGAGGCGGGCUGGACCGGAGAGCGCUGCGAGACGCCGCUUGCUGGCCUCUCUGAGUGUUCUCCGUCCUGUUCUCCAAAAGCCGUCUGUCAGGAAAACAACACCUGUGUGUGUCGGCCAUUUUAUGAAGGAGACGGAAUCACCUGUACAGCGAUGGACAUGUGUCAGAUGUGGAACGGCGGUUGCGCUAAAGGAGCCCGGUGUUCUCAGACAGGUGAACAGGUGAGUUGUACCUGUCCUAAAGGACACUCUGGAGACGGCUUCACCUGUCAGCCCAUCGACCCAUGUGUCUCCGGGGUCAACGGCGGCUGCCACGAACACGCCACCUGCACCAUGACGGCUCCGGGAAAGAAGAAGUGCACCUGUAAGGACAACUACAUCGGAGACGGACUCACAUGUCAGGUCAAACAGCUGCCAAUCAGCCGCUGUCUCCAAGACAACGGGCAGUGUCAUAAGGACGCCAAAUGUACCGACCUCCACUUUGAAGAUGCGAAGCUGGGUGUGUUUCACGUGCGCUCCGGUAACGGUCAGUACAAACUGAACUUCACUGCAGCUCAACAGGCCUGCGCUGCAGAGGGAGGCAGCCUGGCGACGUACGACCAGCUGUCCUACGCACAGCAGGGCGGGUUGAACAUGUGUUCUGCCGGCUGGUUGGACCAGGCCCGGGUGGCGUACCCCACCACCUAUUCCAACCCCCAGUGUGGCUUCGGACACAUCGGCAUCGUGGACUACGGCACCCGCAAAACCGGCGAGUCAUGGGACGCCUUCUGCUACCGGAUGAAGGAGGUGCAGUGUGAGUGUCAGCUCGGUUACGUUGGAGACGGUUUCAGCUGUACAGGAAACAUGCUGCAGGUCCUCCGAUCCACGACGACCUUCUCCAACUUCCUCACACAAAUCCUGAACUGCUCUCAGGUGUCUGAGUCCGGGAGGCAGUUUUUAAAGCGUCUCAGUAACCUGACGGUCCAGUCCACGUUGUUUGUACCGGACAACACCGGCCUGCCGGCCAACCAGACUCUGUCUCCCCGGGAUGUCGAGUUCCACCUGUCGGAGGGUCGGGCUCUUCCUCUCAGCCUCCUGAAGAAUGGCAGUCGGAUCAGAACUCGUGUCGGCAGUCUGACUGUCCUCGGAGUCGCCGACCUGCUCAGCCCCUCAUCUCUGUCGUCUCGUUACAUCAACGACCGAUUCGUCACCGACUCGGACAUCCUGGCUUCCAACGGCAUCAUUCAUGUUCUCCAGGGACCGCUGAAAGCCCUGCCUCCUCGCCAAGAGAUGCAUGUGGCCCAUAAGGCCGGGAUGGGAGUCGGACUGGUGCUGCUGAUUGUUCUGGUGGGAGGAGUCCUCUUCGUCGGAUAUCACUUCUACACCCACAAAACUAAACCCUUCCAAUUCCACUACUUCAAGGAGGAUGACGGGGAGGAAGAAGCUCCAGCUGCAGACUUCCCCGCCAGCAUCUGUAACCCGGUUUAUGAAGCAGCUCCAGAGCCGGCUGUGUCCAACACAUCUGAUGUCACAGCGGAGGAGCAACACCAGGAGGUGAACGGAGUAUCGUACGACCUGCUGCAGGACAGCUGAGCUGCUCACUGCUGGACUGGAACCCUCUGUGGACUGAAAGUCCUUCGACCAGCUUCAAACUCUGUUUCACUUAGUUUUACUUUCUCAGAUUCUGCCUCUCAAACCGAGCCGUUGAUGGAGGACUUCCCGAACAAUCAUGAUGCGUUCAGGUGCAACUUCAGUAAUUUUACAAACUGUGAGGUUUCAUUCCAGGACAUAAAACUAGAAGAUUUAAGAGUCAUUUUACUCUGAUCACAAACAUAUACUGUGAAUGAUCCCUUUAGUUUAAAACGGAUUUGUUGUCAGGAAAGUUUACAUUUUUAGAAAUUUUAAACUUUUAGGUUUUCUGCAGACAUAAAAAAGUUAGGUGAAGAAUCAAAACUGUGAAGUUAAAUGUUGAUUAAAACAUCAAACAGUG
Molecule: messenger RNA, 8053 nt
Organism: Sebastes umbrosus (honeycomb rockfish)
Lineage: Eukaryota; Metazoa; Chordata; Actinopteri; Perciformes; Sebastidae
Gene: stab2
Product: stabilin 2
Exons: 69
Coding region: 10-7656 (2548 amino acids)
Biological process (GO): cell adhesion
Molecular function (GO): calcium ion binding; hyaluronic acid binding
Source: RefSeq, a predicted model, not a curated record